Molecule: messenger RNA, 2652 nt
Organism: Annulohypoxylon truncatum
Lineage: Eukaryota; Fungi; Ascomycota; Sordariomycetes; Xylariales; Hypoxylaceae
Product: glycoside hydrolase family 3 protein
Exons: 4
Coding region: 1-2652 (883 amino acids)
Biological process (GO): glucan catabolic process
Molecular function (GO): beta-glucosidase activity
Source: RefSeq, a predicted model, not a curated record
AUGGAGUGUCCUUCAGGACUCCGUAGUCUUUCGCUGUUCGUUUUGGCUGGGACGGUCUCAGCCGGCGUCUUACAAGCUCGGGAUCCCGUACCUAGCGGUUAUGUCGCAGCUCCGUAUUACCCAGCCCCUUACGGCGGCUGGACCGAUGACUGGUCCGAAAGCUACGACAAGGCAAUCAAGUUGGUCUCACAGAUGACUCUAGCUGAAAAAGUUAACAUAACCGCCGGUACUGGAUUCUUCAUGGGACCUUGUGUCGGAAAUACCGGCAGCGUUCCACGACUGGGAAUUCCGAAUUUGUGCUUGCAGGAUGGUCCUCUGGGCGUGCGCACGACAGAUAAUAUCACCGCCUUUCCUGCCGGAAUUAGUACAGGUGCAACGUUCAACAAGGACCUCAUGUACCAGAGAGGCGUUGCCCUCGGUGAGGAAUUCAGGGGCAAGGGUGCCAAUUUCUACCUCGGACCAUGCGUCGGUCCCCUUGGAAGGAAGCCACGCGGAGGACGAAACUGGGAAGGCUUUGGAGUAGACCCGGUGCUCCAAGCAGUCGCCGGAGCGGCGACGAUUAAAGGAGUUCAGGAGCAGGGUGUCAUCGCUACGCUAAAGCACUUGAUCGGAUAUGAGCAAGAGCUUUAUCGCAUGUAUAACCCGUUCCAGCAGGGCUACAGUGCAAAUAUCGAUGACCGGGCACUGCACGAAUUAUACCUUUGGCCUUUUGCCGAAGGUGUAAAAGCUGGUGUGGGUUCGAUCAUGACAUCUUAUAAUGCGGUCAAUGGUUCUGCUUCUUCUCAAAACAGUUACGCUAUCAACGGUCUCUUGAAGGAUGAGCUAGGGUUUCAAGGCUUGGUGAUGACGGAUUGGCUCGCACAGAUUUCGGGAGUAGGCUCUGCUCUCGCUGGUCUCGACAUGUCUAUGCCCGGAGACACAGUCGGUAAUAAUAUCCCGCUGACUGGUUAUUCGAACUGGAUGUAUGAACUCACACGCUCGGUACUGAACGGCUCCGUACCUGUCGACCGGUUGAACGACAUGGCCACACGUAUCGUCGCUACGUGGUAUCAGCUCGGCCAAGACAAGGACUACCCGCUCCCUAACUUCUCUUCGAAUACCGCCGACGCCACAGGGCCGCUUUACCCAGGAGCUUUAUUUUCGCCAUCUGGUGUAGUUAAUCAAUACGUCAAUGUGCAAGGAAACCAUAAAGUGGUAGCCAAACAAGUCGCUCAAGAGGCCGUCACCCUACUGAAGAACAACGGAAGCUUCCUCCCGUUGUCGACCUCGUCGCCCCUUUUCGUUUUCGGCACCGAUGCGCAAACCGAUCCCCAAGGCGCCAACUCGUGCACGGACAAGAGUUGCAACAGGGGUCUCUUGGGCAUGGGCUGGGGCUCUGGAUCUGCCAACUAUCCAUACAUAGACGACCCAAUCAGCUCGCUAAAGCGUAAAGCGGCUAACGUGACGUACUACGCAACGGACAGUUUCCCUACGGUCGCAACACCCACCGAUGACGACGUUGCUAUCGUGUUUAUCACCUCCGACUCGGGCGAAAACUCGUACACAGUCGAAGACAACCACGGCGACCGGGACGCCUCCGGCCUCGUCGCAUGGCACAACGGGGACACGCUUGUCCAACAAGCAGCGGCCAAAUACAGCAGCGUCAUCGUCGUCGUCCACACCGUCGGCCCCAUCGUCAUGGAACCGUGGAUCGACCUGCCGUCCGUGAAAGCCGUGCUCAACGCGCACCUGCCGGGCCAAGAAGCCGGCGACUCGCUCACCGAGAUCCUGUUCGGCGAGGUCUCGCCCAGCGGGCACCUGCCGUACAGCAUCCCCGUCGCGGAGACGGACUACCCGGAUUCGCUGAACCUGGUCGCGACCCCGUUUAGCCAGACCCAGGACACGUACUCGGAGGGCCUGUACAUCGACUACCGGUACCUGAACAAGGCGGGCGUGAAGCCGCGCUUCGCCUUCGGCCACGGGCUCAGCUACGCCAACUUCUCGUUUUCCAAACCCUCCAUCACGCGCGUCACGCCGCUCUCCGAGGUGCCGCCCGCGCGCCCCGCCAAGCCCACGUCCCCCGUCGCCGCCAUGAACACCACCAUCCCGGCCGCGAGCGAGGCCUACUACCCCGACGGUUUUAGUACUAUAUGGCGGUACCUGUACUCGUGGCUCAGCACGUCGGACGCCGACGCCGCGUACAAGAUCGGCGCGGCGGGCACGUCCAAGUACCCCUACCCCGCGGGCUACUCCGGCGUGCAGCGGACGACGGGCCCGCCCGCCGGCGGCGCCAGCGGAGGGAACCCAGCCCUGUGGGAUGUCGCGUACACGCUUGCCGUCACGGUGACGAAUACGGCGACGAGCGGCCCGGCCGCGAAGGCGCUCGCGCAGGUCUACGUGCAGUUCCCCGAGGGUAUUAGUUACGACACCCCCGUCAUUCAGUUGCGCGAUUUCGAGAAGACGGAGGCGUUGCAGCCGGGCGAGAGCGCGACGGUCGGCUUCACGAUCACGCGCAAGGAUUUGAGCGUCUGGGAUACGGUGAGCCAGAAUUGGGUCGUCCCGGAUACGGCGGGCCGGUACAAGAUUUGGAUCGGGGAAGCGAGCGAUGCGUUGGGUACGGUGUGCUACUCGGAUAGCUUGGCUUGCGAGAGCGGUGUUGCGAGUCCGGUUUGA